AUUAGUGCUAGAUAAAAAGGUAUCAUCUAGAGGCAAUUGACGUUUUCUGGUAUAAACGUGAGUCUGGCUGGAAGAAGAAAUAGCUGUCCAAGAUUUUGAAAUGAUUGCCUAUUUGCUUUUGGCAUCGUUUGUAUGCACGACAUGGUCGCUUCAGCUCGAAAAAUUCGACAAGGGAUAUGUCUUUCAAGGUGACAUGAUCAUGUCAAAAAACGAAAUCGAUGCAGCUCUGAAUGGCAAAGAUGUUGAUAAUCCAACUGGUGACGUCACUUUUGGAUUGAUGAAUGAGGCUCGUAAGAAAUGGCCGAAUGGUGUUGUACCGUAUGUACUUGCAGACAGCGUCAAGAAUGCUGCUUUAAACAAAGUUGGGCUCAAAGGCCCCGCAGAAAAGGUGAUUCUAAGUGCAAUGAAGGAAUGGGAGGAGAAAACAUGCAUAAGAUUCAAACCCAGAACAGACGAGCGAGAUUACAUUGAAUUCUUUGAUGGUGGUUUCGGAAGAUGCAAUUCAUAUGUUGGACGGAUUUACGGCAAGCAGAAGAUUUCACUUGGAUACGGGUGCCUUGCUCACGGUGUUGCUUUGCACGAAAUCGGACAUGCAUUAGGCCUUCAUCAUGAGCAAUCUAGACCAGAUCGAGAUGACUAUGUUGAAAUCCUGUGGGAUAACAUUCUGGACGGCACCAAGUACAACUUCAAGAAAUAUACGCACAGCCUUAUCGACAGCCUUGGAAGCCCUUACGAUUAUGGGUCUAUAAUGCAUUAUGGGAAACGUGCGUAUGCUAAAUUGCCAUCGCAGACGACCAUUCGGCCUAAGAAUUCAGAUGCAAGUAUUGGGCAAAGAAUAAAGUUAAGUGAACAAGAUGCUAUUCAGAUUAAGAAACUAUACGGCUGUGUUUGAGUAUAAUCUAGUAUCUUGGAUUAAACAAAGAUUGAUAUGUAGAAUACCCAAAAGGUGCUAACAAGUUGAGCUUAAA
Messenger RNA from Rhopilema esculentum, 968 nucleotides. Its product is annotated as zinc metalloproteinase nas-14. Lineage: Eukaryota; Metazoa; Cnidaria; Scyphozoa; Rhizostomeae; Rhizostomatidae. The record is from RefSeq and is a predicted model, not a curated record. Gene Ontology annotation, biological process: proteolysis. Gene Ontology annotation, molecular function: zinc ion binding; metalloendopeptidase activity.